Tigriopus californicus is the source of this 9274-nucleotide messenger RNA. RefSeq names its product serine-protein kinase ATM-like (gene tefu). NCBI's taxonomy places the organism in Eukaryota, Metazoa, Arthropoda, Copepoda, Harpacticoida, Harpacticidae. The transcript has 14 exons. The record is from RefSeq and is a predicted model, not a curated record. Bases 328 to 9219 code for a protein of 2963 amino acids. Gene Ontology annotation, biological process: DNA repair. Gene Ontology annotation, molecular function: protein binding; protein serine/threonine kinase activity.
CACGAGUGUUUUUUUUAUAUUCUUUUGGUUAAAUCAAUGUUUAUUUCUAAGAUCCUGGGCUCCAAGCCGUGCAACAACAAGUAAUGUCAAGCUUCAGUUCGGUUAGAAUUGUCUUAGUUGGGUAACGCAACCUCCUCCAUGUUUGUGCCGGGUGCUUUGUCAGUGGGAAGGCGGGAAGGCGGCCAAGUUCAAGAUCAUCCUCCACGCCUCAUGAUCCGUAUCAUCUACAUAUCAUCGCCCAGACGAGAGGCACGAGAGUCACCCACUGCCUGACCGCCGUGACUAGACUCAAGCCCAAGGGAAAAAUCCAGAGAAUUAGUGGACCUGAUGACAGCCUCGGAGUCCGCGGUUCGUCAGUGGUCGGAGCUGUGCGAUGGACUCCGCAGCGAUAAAAUCACCACCCGCAAAAAAAGCGCCGAAGAAAUUCGUACGGUUUUCUCCACUCACCGAGCCCGCAUGUUGUCCGCGUUGCGGGUGGUCGGGACGCCGGGACCCGCGAUUCAGCUGUGGAAUAGUGCCCUCCAAUAUCUUCGACUGGAAUCGGCUAAAGUGGAAGCGGAUGGGAAGAAGAAAGGCUCCUUGGCCUCGCUCUCCACACAAAUAGGUCUGGUCCGCGGUUUUGUGGUGGAAGUACUCCAACGAGUUAUCCAACAUUCACCCGCUUCGUUGAGUCCUGGGUCUGUGUUUCGGACCCUAACUGAGAUUUUAGUGGGCGAUUGGGGACACUUCCUUCGCGAUCAGUUUGCCGAAGUGGCCAUCAAAGUGUUGACCUAUGUCUUACCCCAAUCGGAUUUUCAUCGUCGAUUCUUGUAUCCGGUGUGGCCUCGACUUUUGAAUGGAGUUUUUCACCUCUUCGUGUCCACCCCUCAAUGCUUGACACUAUUGUCUACGUGCCAGUUUCUCCACAAUGUGAUAUUCUUCGCCCACCAACAAACCGGAUUGGUUGUAUCCUGUCUCCGCGACAACUUGGAUGUGUUAACGCGUGUAUUGUCUGAAUCCCACUUGCGGCAAGAGUCCAUGGACACGAUUAACGCCUUCUUCCACGCCCUUAAUCUCGUGUCCCGCAUUUUAAGUUUGGAUUGUCGGCCCGCCCUUUGCCAAAUGGGUGAGACCGGUGUGUCACCCGUCCUAGACAUGUUUGAAUCGCGAACACAAAAAGUGAUUGUGGAGUUUCUAGUACUGCAGAUGCAGCUACAUCAUCCCAAAGGAGCAGAUACACAAGAAAAAGGGGCAUUGGUCCAUGACGACCAAGAGUGGAGAACCGGCUUAUACCGAAUUUAUGCCAACAUCAUCGAUACCUCCAUUCGUAACCAUAUCCGCCGUUUGAACUCGCGGUUCGAGCGAAACUAUUGCCUUGAAGAGCCGUUAGUUCAAUUGGCAGCCAUGGUCUGUCAUCAAUUGUUCAAAGCUGCCCAAGGUGACGAUCCUUACCCACCGGCAAUACACGUGACCCAAAUUACCCAUUUGGACACGACUCAAGGAGCUCCGGGUCCCAAACGACGCCGGGUGGAAGGAGCUUGUCUCCACGGCUUCUUGGAGUUCAUUCGCAAAUGUAUGUCCGAGAAAGAAGCUCAAAAGAAGAGUGUGGCUCAUUUGCAAAUUCUGAAGGCUAUGCUGGAACAAUUCUCGACCUCGUUUCGGGACGAUUCUUCUUGGCAGAGCAUUUUUCAACUCGUCACUGAGUCAUUAAAGAGUUGCAAACUAGCCGAAGCUCGGACACUCUUGCUUGCUUGUGGUUUGUGCUUGCUCGAGAUGAGGGAUACCUUCCGGAAAAAUCACGCCCUCCACUUGUCUCAGUUGUGGGAAUCCGCCCUGACUUGCAUCGCUACGAAUCAGUGUACGCAAGCUAGUCAUGAUGUGGCUCAAAUCAUGAUUAAGAGAAAUAUGGGCAAGAACUUGAACAACCUCUAUGAGCUCUAUUUGCGACGUGUGAUUCGUUGCAACUCGCAGUCCAUCAAAACACUGACCAUCCUACUUUACCACCGGGACGUUCCACCAUCUGUUGAUCUCGAGAGAGACUGUUCCCCUGGCCUUGACCUCUUCUUAUGGCUGUUUGAUGAGGAUGCAGAUUCGGAAGAGUCAAUGCGUUAUUCGGACUGGGAGGUAGUUUGUGCGAAGCAUCCCGAACUUGUGGCUCAUCUGAUUUGGUCCAUUCUAUUGAAGAGCAAGUUCCAAGCACCUAGUCAAAAUCCAAAGUCAUUGGGAGUGUCUUUGAUACCCGCUUUAGAAACAUCGCUUUUGACACUUGCUCAAAGAGAACCGAUUAUCGUGCAACGGCAUGAAUCUCAGAAGAACUAUUCAAGAGACGGCUCGAAAGCACAUCAAAAGCCUAAUUCAGUAUUAUCUUCGGACAUGGUGGCAGUGCUGACGCACAUUCAAGACUGUUUCGAUAGAAUCUUUGACUUGAUUCCUCAGUCUCAAGGUUCGAUUGAUACGAAAAAUGCCAAUGGGAGCUUCUUGAAGGCCAUUCAUCUCGCCACAGUUCAAGCACACAUUCUGGUAUGUGGAUGUUUGAACUUGGCUGCCCCGUCAUCUCUACUAACGAGGAUUGAAGGAAGGCUCUCUGAGAUGAUAAAGCUAUGCUUAAAAUCGCUUUUGACCAUUCUGAAAGCCAAAGAUGACAAGGCUCAGAAGUACUUGCCAGAACUAAGAGGAAUGACGUUCUGUUUAAGUGUAAUAUGUGAUGUUCCUGCACAGGUUCUAUCAAGCUGGCCAGAUGAUUUGGCUCAAGAUGUGAUCGAAACGAUAUUGCCUCACAUCUCGGAAUGGAGUCAACCAAAGUCCAAGACUGACAAAAAAGGUUCAAGCUUUGGGGAGGACGAUGGCGAAGAUGAACACGAGGAGGAGGAUGGUGAAGCUAGAAAUACGCAUGAGUCUUUCAAGUCCUCUCAGAUUCAAGUUGUUACCCAUGCCUACAUUCUAAGCAUCCACUUGAGUUGGAUCAUGGCAGAUGCCGCUCGAUUUGAACAGUCGGUGCAGAAGCUAUUAUGUUCAAUGGUCCAGUACUCCGAGGGCAGUUGCUCAUCAUCCAAUAAAUGUCACCUAAUCCUGAUUAUGAUUCAAAACUUGGCCACCAAACUGACCCGAAGGCCAACGAAAAUGGAAAACAUCAUCAAAUUGGUUCAGAACUGCGCUCGAUUCGCAUUGAAGAGCUCCAAGAACAAGGACGUGUCUGCUUUUGACCCUGGGGUUACUAUUACUCUUUUAAAUGCCAUGAAGAGUCUGAUUGGUCCAUUGGCUCAAGAUUUGGAUCCCAAUGCCACUCAACGAUUUCAGAUGAUUGUGAAAAUCCUGAUCAGUGUUCAACACAAGUCAGAUUUCAAGAUGUAUCCACCGGCAGUUGAGAUUGGACUCGUGGAGCUUCUUCUUGAAAUGGCCCAAAAACAAAGCCCUCUUCUGAAAGGGUCGGACUUGAACAAAACUUCAAACCAGUUGGAGAUCGUUCGAUUUGAAAAUGACAUUGAUAUCCCUCUCAGUUGUUGUUUCUUUCGGUUCAUCUCACACGAUUUGUGCCAAGUUCGAAUUCUAAGUUUGCACGGCCUUUAUCACCACUUCAAAAGGGCGGGUGUUGAUAUUGUGACGAAGCAAAAAGAUCUUCAGCUUUUGAAGGGCGCCGUGGAUCAUUUCAUGAACACUCACCCUCAAAGCAAGGGCACCUUGUCCCUGUACGCUCCAUGUGUUUUGGCAUAUGGGGUCGUGGCCUUAGCCGAGGAGGCCUUGGAUCGCGAGGUGAUCGUUGGUCUUAUCACUCUUCAGAUCUUACAUAAGAUACCGAAAUCUGCCACAAAAUUGGCCGUCAAAAACUUGGGUGUCCUCAAGAUCGGACAGGAUGUGACUACCCGGAGAUAUCUCACUCCCAUGCUCACAUUCAUAUUCAACGAGUAUCUGAAACUCUUUCAGACGUUCAAGAAGUUUCCCACGUUUCUGCUCGACUGUGACUCGGUCAGUUCCAUGGUUCGGGAUUUCGAAGAGCAAUGUGUUCCCGUCUACUUCUGGCGCCAUCCUAAUGAGGAUCAAAGUGAUAUGGUGGAGGAAUUAGGCAAACCUUUGGAAACCUUGUGCGUCAACAAUUUUCCUCGUAUUGCCGCCUUUAUGCUGCCUUCAGCCGCCCCUUUUGGAGAAACCAUUCAUUCAGAUCGGAAGGCGCGAACCAAGUCCAGGCUUAUCUUGGAUAAAGUGACAAGUGUGUUGGGUCAAGUGAAGUUCAAUGAUCUGCUGAACAAAUUCAUUCCGGAAAUUCUCUCCAUGGUAUUCAAGAGUGUUCAUGAUUCGACCGCUUUGAAAAGAAAAUUUGGUUGCGACUUUGUCUUGUGCCAACCCAACCCGCCGUACACAUCCGAAGACCUGGCUCUUAAUUUAAUUCCCUUCUUUGACGAAGUGGCGAAUUCCCAAGGAAAGCUCUUUUGUUUCUUAUUGGAGCUCCUCCCCGAUACUCUGCAACGAAUGGUCCACGAGAUUUCAGUGGAACUCAAGGAUGACACGGUUUAUGUUCACUCAAAAAUCCGCGCUCUUCAUGGAUUGCAUUUGUUUCUCUCCACCAUUGAGAAGGAGAAUGCUGAGCUCUUGGCCCAAAUGCCCUUCGUCCUCUGGUUCGUAACGGAUAAUAUACAAUUGAUCGUGACUAAAUAUGCCAUUUGCAAAGAGUUGCUAAUACUAUCUGUGGCCAUAGCCGAAAAAAUAAUCGACCUAAGUGCCUAUUUUCAAGAUCCCCAAGGUCAAGUCUUGUGGUUAGUUCCUCUUCGAAAUUGCCUUUGCCAAUUACUUAAUCACCCGGAUCCGUUGAUUCAACAACGGACCUUGAAUCUGUUCAAGAAUAUGCUGUCUACGCAUUCCAUUCGAAUCGAAUUAGCCAAAAUGGGACCAUUCCCGAUUGAUUCAAUGGAAGGCCGGGAUCUCAAUAGACUUCUUCUACCCGAUGAAGGGGCUUCGUUCUCGCUGUCGGAGAGCAUCAGUCAUUUUCUUGAAUUCGAAGAAUUUGACAAGUCCCAUCGUAUUCAAUCACUUCAAACUCUUCAACUACAGCUCCGAAAUCUUCGUGAAGAAAAGGACAUCCUGCUAGGUGAACUUGCGGACUCAAUGGGCUUCACCGAAGAUGCACGAUCCAGUCUGAUUCAUCGCCUAAUGUGUGAUUUACUCAAGAUUCUCGAGACCCAGAAUGGGUCCGAAAGCCAAGUUCGAGUUUUGGUCGCCCGAUGCUUGGGAGAAAUUGGUCCGGUGAACCUUCACACUCACUCGCUUGAGCCUCGUCCCGAGUUUCAGACCAACUUUUUAGACCUGUUCGACUCGUAUCUAUCUGUGAUCGUCAAAGCAGACAUUCCGUACAUAAAUAAUACUGACACUCAAGUCUCUUGUGCGGCAAUUCAAGUUCUGAAGGCUCUGAUUCCAACACCGCAAGAAAGGAAACUGACUGUGGACAAUUUGGGUCAUUACCACAAGCUCUUGGAGCCAUUUCGAACAUCCCAAUCAAGUCAAACCCCAUUCGUGUUCCAAGUAAAUGUGAAAACAUUUGAAAACAAGAUGAGCAACGAUGACCUGUGGUCAAUGUCCACGAGCUUCUCGGAUUGGAUCAAAGACAUAGUGAUUUCCCUCUUGAGUUGCUUGACUUCUGCCAGUACAUAUUUGGCUCUCAAAAAUCUAUGUUCUCUGGAAAGCGAAUUCGCGGCCGUUUGCUUUCCAAUUCUAGUCCAUGAAAUCCUUCGACGUCAUUUCAAUGAUCGGCCACGUUACAUCCUCUCGGAACGGUUCCAAGUCUUCUUCCACAAGUACGCUGAAAAAGGGUCGGGAUCGUGCGCUGAAUCGUCUCAAUCCUCAAUGUCGUCUAAUCAUGAUUUUAUCCCAUACCGUCACAAAUCUAGUUUGAUGACACUCAUUAAUGUGAUCAAUCAUUUACGGAACCAAAAGCUGGAUAAAAAUGAGGACAAGUGUUCAUGGCGAAGACACUUUUGGCUGAAAGACCUUGAUUACUUGGAAGUGGCUCAAGCCGCCCUUGAGUGUUCGGCUUAUUUUUCGGCCAUCCUCUUCUGUGACGUUUGGGCCCAAAACCUUCGGAAAACGGACGGGGAAUUGCACGAGCAAUCGGCUCAAUACGAAGGCGAAUCUUUGUUGAACUUGAUCACAGAGAAAUUUCCAGAGAACGGAGUUAAGUGCAAACAGAUCCUCUUUGAAUCCUACAAGAAUUUAGGAGAGAAGGACGCUCUUUACGGUUGCAAUGAUAUUGGAUCCACUCAAGGCCAACUACAAAUGAUGGUUCAAGAGCAAAAUUACUUCAAAGCCAUCGGCAUCAUGGAUUCGAACAUGGGGACAUUGUCCAUUUCCAAAGAAUUUGCGGACCUGAUGUUGCAAUCAGGAUUGUUCUCCACAUUACUGACGCAUCUGAAACUUCGAAGCUCAUUGACAAACCCAUCCAUGCAUCUGGAAAAUGUCCAAUAUGAGUGUCUGUGGCGUUUGGAACAGUGGGGACCCGUUGAGGCAGACCACAAAUCUUCUGAGGAGGACCCAGAGAACUUUCGUCUUCACCAUUACAACGCCCUUUCAUCUUUAUCGCAGGAACUCAGUCCCAGAUUUCCAAUGGACCUCACUUUGGCCAGACAAUCCAUGAUUGGAGCCUUGAGGCUCAAGAACCGGGAGAGCUCGGCCUCCCUUUACCAAUCAUUGGGCAGAUUGGCGCUAAUUACAGAGUUGGAAGAGUUCCAGUCCUUAGUCAAACAAGAUGGGAUGGCCCCGAUUAUUGACACCGAUCAUCUGACGUCAAAGUUUGAGUGCAAGCAUUUUUCAGAUAAAGAGCCGAUCCUUUUACAGCGCUGUCUAGCCAUUCAAAAAUUAAGACAACCCAUGGAUAGGAAUAUCGAGCCAUUGGUCCAAGCUUCCAUGGUCUACCUCGAUGACACCAUCGACGAGGGUGCCUUUCAACUAUCCCUGGAUCGACUUAAGAAACUGGAAACCAUCUUGGUUAUCGGCCAAGACGACCAACUGAGAAAUGAAGUGGUCCUUAAGAAGGCCAAAGCCUUUUGGCAGGCCAGCGAGAGGAAAAUGGCCAUAUCUAUGAUGGAACAGUUGGUCGUAAAGUUGAGGGGUGCCGAUCUCAAAAGUCGCAAUCGGCUUCAAAAUGCCGAUGAAGGGUUGCUUCCCGAGUGUUUGCUCACCCUCGGGAAGUGGUAUUGUAGCGAGAAAUCUCAGAGCCCCAACUCUGUGGAUACGGUCUUUUCGGAAGCUUUGACUUAUUACGAACGCUCCAAAGCCAACCACGAGCAACGAGCUGAAGCUUUUAUCACCAUGGCCAAGUUUAGUGACGAUCAAUAUCAAAAGCGGCUGGAGUACACCGAGUCUAAAGACUUUGAGAACAAGCAAAUCCAACGGCAACGAAUCUCGGAGUCGGUCAAAGACUUAGUGAACAUCAAGACAGCUCGCGGCAAUGCAGAUGUGACAAAAAGUCGGGUGAUCUUUGACAGAAGUGCCAAAAAUGACGCAUUGGAAGAGUCGUCAAUAUUGAAGGAAACCCAUCGGUUUUUGGAAUCGGCCGUGAUUAAUUACGGCCAAGCCCUGGCCAUCUCUGGCCAAUCACAAGACACUCCCGUUUACCGGUUCAUCUCGUUAUGGUUCAAUAAUGCAGCCAACGAAAAGGUCAACAAGAUAGUCGAGAGUCUCCUGAACCAUUUACCCACCUAUAAAUUCAUCCCCAUGGUGUACCAAUUGGCUGCCCGAUUAAGCAGCACCAAAUCCAAGUUCCAAACCCUGCUUUUUGAAAUGCUGGUCCGAUGUGUGAGAGAUCAUCCCUAUCACGCCAUUCCCGUGCUAUUGGCUUUGGUGAAUGCCAAUAAAGAUUCGGAAACCCCCAACAAAUCGGGCCCAAACGAUGCGGACAAGAUCAACGUGAGCAGCGAGGUCCUGAAUAAGGGACAGAGCAAACGGGAUCCCAGAGGAGCAGAUAUUGGCCAGAUCAUCACGAAGAUGAAUAUGUUGUGCGUGGCACUGAUUGAGUUUGCAUACCACCCCAACCAAUCCCAAUUGCCUGUCGCGUGCAAGAUCCAAAAGCUGCCAGAUUUGACGCGAAUCCCAAUCUUGACUACGACCAUCCCUGUACGAGAGGAUCGCAACUACAAGAACAAGUUUGUGGGUAUUCAGAAGCAAGGUACCAAUUUUUCUAACCCGGGCGGGAUUACAGCUCCCAAAAAGAUAUCUUGUUUGGGAACUGACGGACGAAAAUAUACUCAACUGCUUAAAGGCAAGGAUGACCUUCGCCAAGACGCUGUGAUGCAACAAGUAUUUUCCUAUCUGAACAUCUUACUCAAAUCUAACCGAUCAACACGGCAGAAACGUCUCCGGAUGCGACAGUACAAAGUUGUGCCCUUGUCUCAAAGGAGUGGAAUCUUGGAGUGGUGCGAAAACACGAUGCCUUUGAGGGAUUAUUUGAGUAAGGCGCACACACGCUAUUACCCCAAGGACAUGAAGUUGGAUACGAUUCGAAACGAGAUCAAGAAACUCUGUGAUAACCGAGAGUCGGAUGCCAACAAACGGGCACGUUUCCUCGAAUUGUCGAAGGCCUACCAUCCGGUGUUUCGAUACUUCUUCUAUGAGAACUUUCCAGACCCGAGCGUUCAUUUUGAACGCCGUUUGGCGUUUACCCGAAGCAUGGCAGCGGCCUCCAUGAUUGGAUACAUCCUCGGAUUGGGCGAUAGGCAUUUGCAGAACAUUCUGAUCGAUUGCACCACGGCUGAAAUAAUUCACAUCGAUUUUGGAGUUGCUUUCGAGCAAGGCAAGAUUCUGCCGACCCCGGAGAAGGUGCCUUUUCGUUUGACCAGAGACCUGGUGGACGGCUUCGGUCCUUGUGGAGUUGAGGGCUCCUUUAAGAGGUGUUGCGAGGAAACACUUGGAGUUCUGCGAGAGAACAAGGAAGGAAUUCUGACGAUCUUAGAAGUUCUGAUUCAUGAUCCGCUGUAUCAAUGGUCUCUGACUCCAGAAAGAGUGUUCCGCAUUUAUGGCGAAAACGUUCAGCGACCAGGUACCAAUGGUGGUCAAUCGAAUGCAUCCACAGUCUCCAAAGCCAGUGGAGAACGCAAUCAAAUGGCCGAGAUGGCCUUGCAUCGAGUAAGGCAAAAGUUGAAUGGAUUAGAGGAAGGCAAUUAUUUGUCCAUAACAGGUCAAGUCAACGGACUUAUUCAACAGGCCCGAGAUGCUCAAAAUCUUAGCUUGAUUUUUCACGGUUGGGGCGCUAUGCUUUGAAUACCCCCAGUGGAACGCAGAGAAAGAAUAAUAAAUCUGUUAAUAUUUGAACUCA